Trichoderma aggressivum f. europaeum is the source of this 2283-nucleotide messenger RNA. Its product is annotated as transcriptional regulator family: Fungal Specific TF. Gene Ontology annotation, biological process: DNA-templated transcription. The transcript is spliced from 6 exons. Gene Ontology annotation, molecular function: zinc ion binding; DNA binding. The record is from RefSeq and is a predicted model, not a curated record. Bases 1 to 2283 code for a protein of 760 amino acids. NCBI's taxonomy places the organism in Eukaryota, Fungi, Ascomycota, Sordariomycetes, Hypocreales, Hypocreaceae.
AUGUGCGCAGUCCAGGAGCGCAAGUCAAAACGCAACCGAAGCUCAUUGUCGGACUCCAAACUCUCUGGUCGCCAGGAGGCAGGGUCGGUGUCUGACGGUGUAUCAGCGAGACUGAUAGAUGAUAACCCAUCUGGCAUAGACAGUAUAGAUCAAUGGGCCCGGCGAUUGAGUGGGAUUGUGCCACCUAGCCUGAGGGGCUUAACACUCAACGGCUUCGACAGCCCUCAGGAUGACAUUAGGACAAAUGAAAGCACAUGCAUCAAUCUCGAAGGAUUUUCUCCCAAAACAGCAAACACAAUCUCAAAUCUACACAAGAACAGCCAGGCGAGGGAUAGAGCCAACACUUAUAAUGCCUUCGCACAGCAAACUCCACCGUCCAUCAACAAAAUAGGAUCCAGCAGCCACGAUACUUUGCCAUUCAUCAGAAGACCCGAGUUAGGUCACUUAUCCGACCUGGAUAUCAAGUACAUGCAGCUUAACGGAUGCUUUGAUCUUCCACCUAUGCCGAUUCUCAACGAGUUUGUCCGAAUGUACUUUCUCCAUGUUCACCCCAUCGUGCCACUCAUCGAGGAGGGAGACUUUUGGGACUCAUUCUCGUGUGCCAACGGAGAGAAGAUUUCGCUUCUUGUGUUCCAAGCAAUGAUUUUUGCCGCCUGUGCUUUCAUUCCUGGAGCGAUUGCGGAAGCAACAGGCUAUGACUGCCCCCGAUCAGCCACGGCAGCAUUCUACAAAAAAGCAAAGAUUUUAUACGAUUUCGAAAUCGAAUCAGACCCCAUCUCUCUCGGCCAGGCUGCGUUACUAUUCACGUUUUGGCCAGCAGGACUGAGGCCGGGGCCUACAAAGUCGAAUAGCACAUGGCUCAGCAUCGCCAUCCGGCACGCAAAAUCACUUCGAGCGCAUCAUCUGACGUCGAAUGCCGGCCGAAUCAAGCACACCGUGAUCCCAGCGCAGACGAGAAUAUCUCUCCGGCGGCUCUGGUGGUGCUGCUGCAUUCGCGAUCGCGUCCUUGCUCUGGCUCUCCGCAGAACGCUGCGCAUCCAAGAGAAAUAUCCACCACUGGUCCUCGAAGACUUCGAAAACGAGAUUCACCGCUCCCGCGUCUACAAGGUCGAGUCGAAGAGGCGCUUCUUCGACGUCUUUUUACAGAUAUCGAAGCUAUGCGUGGUUGUCACGGACCUGCUGCGAAUAUGCUCUACCUCGGAGGAUGGGCUCGAGAGCGAGACGAGCAUAGCCGAUCAUCACAAGGCCAUGGCAGACUGCACGGCUCAGCUGCAAGGGUGGUAUGACGAGGCCAUACGGCAGUUCCCCGACGAUGCAGACGAGCCAGGGAUCCGGCCGCAUUUCCUCAUCAUCCAGACCAACCUAAUGUUUACGUAUUACUUCGCCGCAAAACUGGCACUUGUCAAUCAAGAGAUAUUUUAUGCGGCUCGUGACGCAGAGAACGAAAACGCAAACGCAAACGCAAACGCAAACGCAAACGGAGAUGUGUCGUGCCUCAAGUUGGUGGGCAAAAGCGACGAGGUUCGAGAUGUCGUCAAUAACAUUGUCAAAUACCUCACGAAUCCGGUACGGCUGGGGUUGGCACAAUAUCUGCCCGUCAGCGUGGUUGCAUUCGUGGCCAUGCCCUUGAUGGUGCAAAUCGUCAAUGCCAAGAUCAUGUCUCGCGGCGUUGCAAAUCCGCGAGCUGCCAUUCAUCGCCAACAGCUUCAUUCCCUCAUCAGCCUCAUCAAGCAAUGUCACCAGCGGCUUGACGGAAUCGACGCGGUGUGCAUGACCGUUCGUCGGCUGACUGAUCAAGCCCAAGCUCGUAUCAUGUCCGGAAAUGCAUCUCAGAUAACAGAGUGCAUCGAUCUCAUUGACCACAACCCGAUCGAGUACCUGCGGCUCUUCCUGAACCUGGACCUGAACCUAAGCAACGCCACAAUGGUAGACAAAAUGCAGUUCGUAGAACUGAAAGAAGACUUGCUCCGGACCAAGACGGCCCCCUCAGCAUCCGAUGCUCCCGCUCCAACUGGAAACGCAGAGGCAUCCAAGCCAGCUUUCACACAGCCAGCAGAGCCUUUCCUAGCAUCUCCGCCACAGGAUACGUGGGAUAUGAACUUCCCGGAGCCCAAGGCUGAGGCUAUAGUCGAUAUGGAUGACUCGGUUCUGGACAUUGACGAACUGUUAGGCGGAGAUGGUGCAUUAGCCACUGACCCAUCUUUCGCUCUAGAACCUUUGACUUUUAUGAACCAACAGAUGGAGUGGGAGAUGGAUGCAUGGCUGUUGGGGGAGACGGCCUAA